Molecule: messenger RNA, 2075 nt
Organism: Peromyscus leucopus (white-footed mouse)
Lineage: Eukaryota; Metazoa; Chordata; Mammalia; Rodentia; Cricetidae
Gene: Slc30a7
Product: solute carrier family 30 member 7
Exons: 11
Coding region: 207-1355 (382 amino acids)
Biological process (GO): intracellular zinc ion homeostasis; zinc ion transport; transmembrane transport
Cellular component (GO): Golgi apparatus; membrane
Molecular function (GO): zinc ion transmembrane transporter activity
Source: RefSeq, a predicted model, not a curated record
CCGUCCCAGGACGCGUUGCGCGGCCCGGGCCGGAAGUCCUCGAGUUCCCGGGUGUGUGUCUGUGUCUGUGUCUCGCGGCGGUGCGCCGCCGCGGUCCAGCGCCUAGGGAGGGGGUCCGCGUCUGGAGCGCCACCGCUGUCACUGCCGCCACCAAACCGAGUCACUUCUAGAGGGACGGAGGCCCGGCCCUUCGCCGGGUGGAGAAGAUGUUGCCCCUGUCCAUCAAGGAUGAUGAAUACAAACCACCCAAAUUCAAUCUGUUGGGCAAGAUCUCAGGCUGGUUUAGGUCCAUCCUGUCGGACAAGACAUCCCGGAACCUGUUUUUCUUCCUGUGCCUGAACCUCUCUUUCGCUUUUGUGGAACUGCUCUACGGCAUCUGGAGCAACUGCCUGGGCUUGAUCUCCGACUCUUUCCACAUGUUUUUUGACAGUACUGCUAUAUUGGCUGGAUUGGCAGCUUCUGUUAUAUCCAAGUGGAGAGAUAAUGAUGCUUUCUCUUAUGGGUAUGUUAGAGCGGAAGUUCUGGCUGGCUUUGUCAAUGGGCUGUUUCUGAUCUUCACUGCUUUCUUUAUUUUCUCAGAAGGAGUUGAGAGAGCAUUGGCUCCUCCAGAUGUGCACCAUGAGAGGCUGCUGCUUGUCUCAAUUCUCGGAUUUGUGGUAAACCUAGUAGGAAUAUUUGUGUUCAAUCAUGGAGGUCAUGGACAUUCUCAUGGCUCUGGCCAUGGACACAGUCAUUCCCUCUUUAAUGGUGCUCUAGAUCACAGCCAUGGCCAUGAAGAUCAUUGCCAUAGUCACGAAGCCAAACAUGGAGCUGCACACAGCCAUGAUCACGCGCAUGGACACGGGCAUGCGCAUGGACACGGGCACUUCCAUUCUCACGAUGGUCCAUCCUUCAAAGAAACGGCAGGACCCAGCAGACAGAUUUUACAAGGAGUAUUUUUACACAUCCUCGCAGACACACUUGGGAGUGUUGGUGUGAUUGUCUCUGCCAUCAUGAUGCAGAACUUUGGGUUGAUGAUAGCAGAUCCUAUCUGUUCGAUUCUCAUAGCCAUUCUUAUCGUUGUCAGUGUUAUUCCUCUUUUAAGAGAGUCUGUUGGAAUAUUAAUGCAGAGAACUCCUCCCUCGUUGGAAAAUACACUUCCCCAGUGCUAUCAGAGGGUGCAGCAGUUACAAGGAGUUUACAGCUUACAGGAACAGCACUUCUGGACUCUCUGUUCUGAUGUUUACGUUGGGACCUUGAAGCUCAUAGUCGCCCCUGAUGCUGAUGCCAGGUGGAUCUUAAGCCAAACACAUAAUAUUUUUACUCAGGCUGGAGUGAGGCAGCUUUAUGUACAGAUUGACUUUGCAGCAAUGUAGUCAAUGAAAAGAAAUUGUUUGAGGACCAAAAUUUUCCAGUACUGUACAAUCCAAAGCAUUGUACUACCCAGUGCUCUAAAACGGAGACGUCAACACUACAUCUCGGAAGCACCCAGUAGUGCAGGUAGAGUCGGCGUGAGCUGGGGAUCACAGCCGGAUCCUGCCCAGACUGUGGCCUUGUGUGCUCUCCCCCCAAGCCAUUCCGAUUGCUAAGGUUUCUGGGUUUGUUCUGGGGUCUUGGGUUAUCUCUCGCUUUUUUUUUUUCUGGGGGUUCUUGCUGAUCACCUUCAGCCCAUCCUAUCAUUACACCCAGCCAGUGAGAAAUUCAGACCAUGGGCCGCCAGUCUUCUGAAUAUCUUCACUAAAGCUGCUGGAAACCACUGCUUGUAUUCCCACAAAACCAGUGUUGUUUUUACAAACAGAAGUCUGUUUUCUAUGUGAUGUCACAGUUGUUGAUGCUCUUCAGUGUAAUCAUACGUUUGUAAAAUUGUUUGUACCUUGCAAACUUAUGAACCAAACCAUAUUGGGUUUUCAAAGUGCCUUUGUAUCCGAAAAUAUAUUUGCCAGCAUAGAAAUGUACCAUUAAAGGUCAUAUGUAUGGUUUUUUAAUGGAUAUUCUGUAAUUUGUACAAAAUAAGACUUGCUAGUAACAUGUAUAAUUGUCUUUUGUGUAUUUCCAGCAUAGGUUUAAGUAUAUUAAAUUUCUUGUCUUGUGAAAAA